Messenger RNA from Rattus rattus (black rat), 1193 nucleotides. RefSeq names its product 40S ribosomal protein S12-like. Bases 452 to 850 code for a protein of 132 amino acids. Gene Ontology annotation, cellular component: cytosolic small ribosomal subunit; ribosome. Gene Ontology annotation, biological process: translation. Gene Ontology annotation, molecular function: structural constituent of ribosome. Lineage: Eukaryota; Metazoa; Chordata; Mammalia; Rodentia; Muridae. The record is from RefSeq and is a predicted model, not a curated record. The transcript has a single exon.
AUCAAAUAGUGGCGAAUCGGCUAACGAAAAAUAAAAAGCUCGAUGAAGCGAAGGCACAGAAUGCUGGCGCAGGGUGCAGCGUCCUGGUGGUUGCAGAUCCCGGUGCAGUCUGCGGAGGCGGUCCACUUUCCUCUAAAUGCAUUUUCGCAGGAGGAGCCAGGGUUACGUAAUAAUAACGAGAAAGCUCACCCGCACUCACUGCGUGCCACCAACACGGGGCACCCUCGUACCCAAGGUGCUUAAUUUUUUGUUCUCUGGGUGGCCACCUGCCCACCUUUCCGCCUCCGCAGGACUGGGAACUUGCUACCUCUUGCGACUUGGGUUGGAAGUUACGUAGUUUUAGGUAGUGAAAGGGUUUGGUGUUUAAAAUUCUUAGAAACGCUUCCUCUUCCUGCGCAGCCGCUCAGAGGCUCGAGUGCGCUCCAGGUUGGAUCCACCUGUAACCCACGCCAUGGCCAAGGAAGACACUGCUGCUGGAGUUAUCAUGGAUGUUAAUACUGCUUUGCAAGAGGUGCUGAAGACCGCCCUGGUCCACGAUGGCCUAGCCAGAGGAAUUCACGAAGCUGCCAAAGCCUUAGGCAAGCGCCAAGCCCAUCUCUGUGUGCUUGCAUCCAACUGUGAUAAACCUAUGUACAUCAAGUUGGUGGAAACCCUUUGUGCUGAGCACCAAAUCAACCUAAUUAAGGUUGAUGACAACAAGAAACUAGGAGAAUGGGUAGGCCUCUGCAAAAUUGAUCGAAAGGGGAAACCUCGUAAAGUGAUAGGUUGCAGCUGUGUGGUGGUUAAGGAUUAUGGCCAAGAAUCUCAAGCUAAAGAUGUCAUCGAAGAGUACUUCAAAUGCAAGAAAUGAACAAGAAAAUUGGCUUACUUUCUUUUAAGUUCUUAAAAACAGAAAAGUACAAUUAUCUCAAAUUCUUGAGUUUUCGCCGGAACUAUUUAGGAGAUUUUCUUCCAAAUGUAAACUUUGUAUUGUUAUGUUCUUCUUUAUAAUGAAAAUGUUCAUCUUUUUGGAAAUUUGCAAACUGCAUAAGAUUUAGUCUAGCAUUAUUAGGGUUUUACUGAUAAAACUAUAUGCAUGUUGCAGUGUGAUAUGUAUGAGGAGUGAUUACUGUGAACAUAGGCAAAUCCUCAUAAUUUUUUUCCUGUAUGUUGUCCACACUGAAAUCUAUUUGGCUUUUUUUUUUUUCUUUUUU